AUGCCCAGCAACAAGUCCGCGGCGUGUGUCAUGUGCUCGGCGCGGACCAAUCCGAGGGCCCGCCGGGAAGCAGCCUUGCCGCUGCCUCCAACGCCACCAUCGAAGCGCUCAUUAGGCGCCUACUGUGUGCACCUGCUGUUGGAGGGGGAGGGCGGUCACCAGAAGGCAGUUGCAGAGGAGGACUCCUAUAAAAGCGCAGGUCCCUGCCUCGGCAGCCACGGGACACCUGCAUCUGCCAACAAGACUGGAAGCAGGAACGGACAGAGACAGCGAAGUUUGACGGUCUGGAAAGCAGAAAUCAGUGGGGCUGACUGCUUGGGAGCACCAAGUAUACGGACAGCGCCUCUCGGGGGUUCCAAGGAGAGAACCGCGAUCUGUUUCAGCACCGGGGCUCAGGACAGUUCCCAGAGGGCUCCAUUUCGGCGCCAGAACCCUGGACAACUCCCCCAGACUUCAGUGAGGAACCUUGUGCCAAGCAUUGUACAUACAGCAUAUCAUGCCAUCUUCAACCCUAGGACAUGGGUGUUACUGUGCCCAGGUGACAUUUGGGGAAUCCAAGACCCCAAAAAAGGCAGAAAAAUAACCCACGCAGGGGCUUUCAGCCCACAAGUGAAGCUGAGAACCGGGAAUGGAAAACAGGGAGGCAGCACAGAGGCAGGAAGCCCAGGUGUCACAGCUUGGCUCAGCUUGGAAUGUACUCCCCCCACCUCCACCCAGAGCUCCCCACAACUGACCCUGCCUUCUUCUGCAAGCUCCGUUUCAUCAAGGGAAAUGAUCCUUAUUGCCUCACCAUUGCCCACGUGAAGUCUGUAUUGACAUUCUCAUAGACCUAGGAUAUUGUGUCUGCAGCACACAGUCCAGUUAUUUUCAUGUUAUCUACUGACAGGUCUAUUUGUCUCCCUGUUACACUGUGAGCUCCGUGAGGACAGAAACAAUGUUUGUAUUUUCACUGCUGUGUCCCCAGUGCCUGGUCCAGGGCCCCGGCACACAGCAGGCAUACAAUAAGCAUGUGUUGAAUCAAUAAAGGCAUCAAAGAAUAAACCAAUACAUCAAUCAAUAAAUGAAUGAAUGGCCUC
Messenger RNA from Mandrillus leucophaeus (drill), 1076 nucleotides. RefSeq lists its product as uncharacterized. The record is from RefSeq and is a predicted model, not a curated record. NCBI's taxonomy places the organism in Eukaryota, Metazoa, Chordata, Mammalia, Primates, Cercopithecidae. The transcript is spliced from 9 exons. The coding region runs from base 1 to 804 and encodes 267 amino acids.